AUGACCUUCAAACAAUUUUCCAUAGUCAUAACCUUUAAACAAUUCCUGCGACCGAUGCCAAGACAAUUUACCAGUAUCAAGGAGAACAUCACGGAUAUUAUCGGGAGUAUCCGCUGCUUGCUCCCGAAGAACUCCGUGUCCCAUCCCAUCAUCACCCAAUAUAAUAGUGGUGGGAAAUGCAAGUCCACGGUGGGAAUGAACCACACUGAUGAUUCCCGAGAGCGAGGCGGAGCCUUACCUGUGGCCUCGAUUGGAGGUUGUCCCGCCGGAGGAGGGAUCUCUUCGGGGGAGGGUGAGCUAGUCAGGAACUCCAGUAAUGGUACUAAUGGUUCCAAAAACACGGUCAGAAGUUUGGGUACUAUCGGUACAAGAAGCCCUGCUAUUGAGGUUACGGAAUCUGGCAUUAUCUUCGUUACCAUCGGUAGAAAAGUGUCUACUCUUGGUGAGAUGUGUCCUGGAAAACCAUCUGGUCUUGGUGGUUUGAGACGCUCUGGCGUACCACGUGCUGUUCCUGUUAGAAUUUGUCCGAGUUUUGAUCCUUCUAGCGUCUCUCCGAGUUCGAAUUUUGUUAACACUUCUCCAAGAUGUGAUCCAAAUAAUCCUUUAAUAGUGUUGUCAACUUGCCAUGGCCCCCACAAUGUCUCCGAGAGAUCUCUGAGCUCUGAUGAUGCCACCGUUUCCGAGAGCCUUGAAUUCUUGAUUGCAUCUCCAAGCUGUGACCCCAUCAACACUUCUCCGAGUGUUGACUUUGAAAAUCUCUCUCCUAACUCCGUGCUCACUCGGAAACCUGCCGGAAGCUCGUACUGUCCAGGUUCUGGUUCUGGUAUUAUCGAAAAUGACGUAUCACCACCAGUUUUCGCAAGCCAUUUCAUCAGCAAAGGGAUGGAAUAA
Sclerotinia sclerotiorum 1980 UF-70 is the source of this 891-nucleotide messenger RNA. RefSeq lists its product with no specific name. The coding region runs from base 1 to 891 and encodes 296 amino acids. The transcript has 6 exons. Lineage: Eukaryota; Fungi; Ascomycota; Leotiomycetes; Helotiales; Sclerotiniaceae. The record is from RefSeq and is a predicted model, not a curated record.